Messenger RNA from Dromaius novaehollandiae (emu), 1533 nucleotides. RefSeq lists its product as uncharacterized. Lineage: Eukaryota; Metazoa; Chordata; Aves; Casuariiformes; Dromaiidae. The coding region runs from base 1 to 1533 and encodes 510 amino acids. The record is from RefSeq and is a predicted model, not a curated record. The transcript is spliced from 4 exons.
AUGGAUGCCCCGAGGGCCGCCCCGGCCCCCAGCCGGCCCUCCCUGCUCCAGCUCCUCGGGAGACUCUUUGGGCUCCGGCGAAGCACGCGGCGGGCACAGGAGCCUGGAGCCCGGGGCAAAGGCCACGACAGCCCCGCGGCUCCCGCGGCAGCCGUGCCGGACUGGGUGCUGCCUGGCAGCGGGGAGCUCGCAGGGCAGCAGCGGCCGUGCCGUGAGCCCCGGGGGGAUGCCGCGGGGCAGAGCGGGGAGGAGGCGCUGGGGGAGCUGCGGGAGAUCAGCCUGGAGGGCUCCCUCGGGAGCGGCACAAGCCGAGGCUGCCCGACGCCGAGCGUCAGUGACACGGAGCUGGAUGCGGCCGGGGACACGGCGGAGGCUCCGGCGAGCAGCCCGGCCCCGGCACAGCAGCACGUGGGCAGCGGGGUGGCCGGCCAGGAGGGGAAGGUCAUGCCAGAAGCUCUCGGUGACGCGGCUCUGGAGACGGCUGGGCUCCUCCAAGGUCCCGGUGCUGCUGCUGAAGUUACCGGCAUCGCAAGCCUCCCGCUGAUGUUUCCUGCGGGCUUUGAUGCUGAAAAGGAGAGAGAGCAGCUCCUGAAAGAUCAGGGUGCAGAAUCCCCUAAAGCAGAGCUGUCUCUAUGGAACAGGCUCAUCACCAUGAACAGACAUCGACGGACUUCGGAUAAGCCUCACGUCCCGGGAAGCCUGAUGCAGCUGGAAAGGGAAGAGGAGUCUCCUCUGAGUGUGGCUGUUCAUGGACCCACAGCACCGGUUCUCCCCCUCCUGCCCGCGAAACCCUCUGGUGUGGUCCCGGUGUACAGGCGAGCUCCUCCGCUCUCUGCGGCCAAGGGUGGGAGCGGAAGCCCACCGCCGCCCUGCCUGCAGCCCAGCCGCGAGCGGAGGCGGGCGAGCCGGGGCAGCAGCCGGGCAGAGGUUUCCUCGCGGCGCCAGAUGGCACUCUGCGACUUCAAACCGCCCGGCGCCCACCCGCCCGUGGUGGGGACACCCUGCAAGCGGGGUCCCUGCCCCGGCCUGGAGCCGGGCCCUGGGGAGCAGGGGGCAGCGGGCACGGGGGGAUGGGGCUCCCUGAGCCCGUGCGCCAAAUCUGCGUGGGCCGGACAAGGUUUCUCUCAACUUACGUACGGGUCUAACUAUUGCACAGCGGACCAAGCAGCACAGCGUGCGUACGGCGGGGUGAGCGGAGUCGCCUCCUCCCGACCCUUUGCAACAACGAGACUCAAACCCAGCCGAGAUCCUCCUGCUCCGAAGCCGCUGCAGCGUGACCGGACGGUGGCUGCGCAGCCCGGACGCGGGACCGGGGCCGCCGGGGUCGGCCGAGAGCCGCAGCGUGCUCUUGCCACCCACCUCUCCGUCCGGCUCGCUGCAGCGUUGCUUAACGGGCCGGAGGAUGAGACUAAGGGGAGCUCGGAGCUCGGAUGCCCAGAUCUCCGCAGGGCCCCGCGCCACGCCGAGGGCGCAGGGCAGGGGGGUCUCCGUGCCGAGUUCAUCGCAGCUUUGCUGUCUCUGGGCUCUGGAUGA